Molecule: messenger RNA, 2022 nt
Organism: Malurus melanocephalus (red-backed fairy wren)
Lineage: Eukaryota; Metazoa; Chordata; Aves; Passeriformes; Maluridae
Gene: CRYGN
Product: crystallin gamma N
Exons: 3
Coding region: 1187-1777 (196 amino acids)
Biological process (GO): lens development in camera-type eye; visual perception
Molecular function (GO): structural constituent of eye lens
Source: RefSeq, a predicted model, not a curated record
GUCCCUUUAAUCCUGACUUACAGCUGUGAGUCAGGGCUUCAGUGCUGGAAGUUCAAACACUCCUGAGAACAAUGUUCGUGAGUAACAUCAGUGGGUUUGUGAGCCCAAUCCUGGCACUUUGGAGGAGGUCAGAUCCUUGGCUUUUGGAGGUGCCAUUGAGAGAGGUUCAAAGGUUGAAUAGGAAACCAUUGGUUUGAUGGAUGGAGCGCAAUAUUUGUUGGUGAGGAGUCUUCCAAGGCUGCCACACUGCAAUAGGUGGGAAGAAGCUGGGAAAAAGCAAACCUAACACAGAGAAAUUGUGCACCAUGCUUAGAGAAGCUGCUGUUUCCUCCUUUACUUGUCAGGUGUUCUAAGGAAAAGGAAAAAGGGUGGGGAAAAAAAACAGGAAAAUGGAGGGGGGAAGGAAACAACAAAUACAAAUAAAGAGGAAAAAAAGGUCAAAAGAGUAAAAAAAAAAAAGAAGUCCUCCAAAAAGGAGCAGUAAAUGUGCACCGCUAAUUGACCAAAGCCCUGCCAAGCAAAUCUUUUGUCAGAUCAUCUGCCCAAAAUCAAAACCCCGGACUCAGCAGGCCCCGUUACCSGCGGUUCUGCCUACGAAGCAGGAAAGCGCAAAGCCCCCAGUUCCCGCGGCUUUGUUAAAAAGCCCUCGCGACACCAGCCCCGGCCGGCUCCCCCCCCGCCGGCCCCUAUAUAGUGGGGUGUCCAGUGAUCUGUCCAUCGCGGGUUUGGUCUGGCUCCCGCUUUUGGUCUUGGAUAACAGCCAGCAGAAAAUGUCUCAAUACUCAGGAAAAGUAAGUAACGACCCAACCGCUUCCCUUUCAGCCUGGGGCCGGAGAGCCCGAGCAUCCUCCGGGUGGAAGGAGUUGAUGAGGACAAUAGAGCUGCGGGCGCKGUGUGAGUGCUGAUCCCGGGAGCAAAUCUGGUAGCAGGGAUGGGGAGGGUGCGGCAGAAGGAGCUASGUUUCGGGAGCCGAAUUUCCUGUUUAAACAUUCCUGCUGGAAAUAUGUGUGAGUGAGCACGAGGCGGCAAGAAGUGUCAUAAAUGCGGGAUGCACUGCGUUCCCAGAAAAACAAAUACACUUAGGAAAAAAUGCCAGCGAUGCCGUGCUCCUGUUGCUGGAAAGCAGCUAAAAUAACCCAAACCACCCUGAAAUGAUGCCUCUGCAAGARAUUCCCAUCUGCUCAGGAUGGGAGUCUGGCCAUGCCCCUGCUCCUCACUGUGGGUCCGUUCUCCUCCCUCCCCCCAGAUCACUUUCUACGAGGGCAAAUGCUUCACAGGCAGGAAGCUGGAUGUCUGCGGCAGCUGCAACAGCUUCCAGGACCAAGGUUUCCUCAACCGGGUCAACUCYAUCUGUGUCCAGAGUGGGGCUUGGGUCUGCUUCGACCACCCUGACUUCCGAGGGCAGCAGUACAUCCUGGAGCACGGCGAGUAUCCCGAUUUUUACCGCUGGAAUGGACGCAGCGACCACCUGGGCUCCUGCCGGCCCAUCGGGAUGCACGGCGAGCAUUACAGGAUCGAAAUCUUCGAGGGGAGCCAUUUUAGGGGUCCCAGCCUGGAGCUGACAGAAGAUUGCUCCUUCCUGCAGGGACAAGGCUGGGACAAGACCUGCAUCAAUGCCCUCAAAGUGUACGGCGAUGGCGCGUGGGUGCUGUACGAGGAGCCCAACUACCGAGGCCGCAUGUACGUGGUGGAGCGUGGCGAGUUCAGCAGCUUYAACGCGUGGCAGGCGCGCAGCGCCAGCGUCCAGUCCAUCAGGAGAGUCGUCAACUACUUCUAGCUGAGCUUCCACCCUGCCAGCCAUGGCCCGCUGAGACUGAGCAUCRCCCUCCUUCCACUCCCUGACCCCUGGAAUAAAUUGUUAAACACCAGCUUUUGGCUCUAAGYACUUUUUUUCCAUAACUAGCAUGAGUUCAAGAGAGAAAAGGUUUGUAAACAUUCCUAGGCUUGAUUUACGUGCUGUGAAUUUGCUUUCUUAUUCUUGCAGUGGUUUAUAAGGGGGACAUGGGAGGAUGGGCCAGAACU